This is a messenger RNA of Gadus morhua (Atlantic cod), 4460 nucleotides long. It is a transcript of the gene tgs1, whose product is annotated as trimethylguanosine synthase 1. Gene Ontology annotation, molecular function: RNA cap trimethylguanosine synthase activity. The record is from RefSeq and is a predicted model, not a curated record. The coding region runs from base 272 to 3220 and encodes 982 amino acids. Gene Ontology annotation, biological process: 7-methylguanosine cap hypermethylation. Gene Ontology annotation, cellular component: nucleus. Lineage: Eukaryota; Metazoa; Chordata; Actinopteri; Gadiformes; Gadidae. The transcript is spliced from 17 exons.
AUCAUCCGGAAGUUCGGCUAUUUACGCAUACUUCUCCUACCAUGUGUUUACGUUCGAGUCAUACCUGAAACGUGAACUUUUUACAUGCAAAUGCACAUUGCAGGUGUCUGGCUUUGUUUCUUAUCAACCUGUACAGUUUGAAGGAGACGUCCGUUUCGGAUAACUCAUUUGUAGACAUCUUAUUUUGGAUAAGUCCAUCAUGAAUGAAGGACAAACUUAGCGUACUGUAACCUUUUCACUACUUUGUCCUGAGAACGUGAUCAAUAUCAACAUGAUGAUCGAAACGAGCCGGUGGAGCUUGGUUGCGGAUAUUUUCUUUUCCUCGAACAAAACGGACAAGCAAAUCACGCAUUGCCUCUGUUCCAGAGCCUUUGUACAGGACCGUGAAUUAUAUUGCUCUGACAACAGAUACCUCAACUCUAACAAGGCCACAUCUGAACCGCAAGAUCAUGAAGACUUUGAAGAAGAUGAAGGAGAUGUAGUGGACGAUGAGGUUGAGGAGGAGGAGGAGGAGGAGGAGGAGGAGGAAGAGGUGGAGGAUGAACUGUUGGAUGAAGAGGCUCAACUGAUGGCCAGCAUGGGCCUACCUGUUGCCUUCGCAAGUCACUCUGUAAAAAAGAAAACCGUGAGGCGAGUGAAGCGGAGAGCUCCCAAUCACUGGGCGGCGCCAGCAGAAGAGGAGGAGGAGGAGGAUGAUGAAGAUGUGGUUGGCAUGGGAGAAAAGGAACAGGCAGAGAAGGAGCAAGAAAGACUGCAAGCAGAGGGCCAGAUGGUGACAGAAGCAUCAGAGGAGACACCAGUAGAGACACCAGUAGAGACACCAGAGGAGACACCAGUAGAGACACCAGUAGAGACGCAGGACGAAGGCUGGGAGACGUACUGGGCUCAACAGGGCCAGGCGCUGCUGUGGCAGGGCUGGCUGGAGAAGCACCCAGACACCGUGAGCCCUCCCUGGGACGACGGGGACACCCGGGCCGCCUGGGACCAGCACGCCGCCGAGGCCUACUACGGCUACUGGGACCAGUACACGUACUGGGCGGCCCAGGGCUGGACGGCCGGCGGCGGAGGGGAGGGGGGCCGCGACGAAGGGACGACGGGGGAACCGGACGCCGGCGCCAACGACCCUGAAGACGACGGAAGAGCCGUCGGGGCAGAAGAGGUGCAUCAUGGGACGAGGGGUGACAUCGCUCAGCCGGGCGCCGCUGGCGGAGAGGCUGACUCUGAGGGGCGGGGGGAGGGCGAGCGGGGGGGCGGUCUGGUGGAGCUCAUGGUGGGGAUGAGUGUCCACACCGCCGCGGGGGGUCCGGGACCCCCCGGAGAGCAGAGAGGCGGCGGCGGCGGGGGCCACGGUGAACCGGUCGACGGCGGUAACGACCGCAAGAGAGCGGGCAGCAGCAGCACCGACGCAGAGAACCGCGGUGAGGAGCGGGACAGAGAGCGGGAGGACUGCUACGGGCUAACAGAUCACUCCUCCAGGUGUGAGUGGGGUUCGCCGUACAAGCCGUUUUGUAAAUCUGCCUCUUCUGACAUCACAAGGGGGUGUGUCCACCUGGAUGUGUGCUGGGUAGAUCGGUCUACCAGUGGACUCCCUGCUGCGGGUGACGCGCUGCGGAGGCUGCUGCCCGCUCCCAGCAGAACGGCGGCGCCCAGGGAGCGGACAGGAGGGGGGCUCACACCGGAGGGGGGGGGGGAGGACGAGGAGGAGGAGGACGACCUCCCAGGGGGGGGCUCCAAGGUCAAAAGAAGUCAUGAGCUUGACGUGGAGGAGCUCCCUGGUUUGUCCACCGAGGAGGCGUGGGAUAAACUGGGCCUCAAGCGCAAACCUGACGCCCUGUUUGACAGCGUUCUAACAUUCAAACCCAGUCCGAGCCAGAAGAGCCGGCGGUCUCACGGUAAGAAGAGAGGCGCCGCCCAGAAGGUCAACAAACACACCUUCUUCCCUGAGGAGGACCCCGGCGCCACAACGCCACUCAUCAGCGCCACCCUCCAGAAGGUGCAGGGCUUCCUCCGGAAGGCCCAGAGGGAGCGGGAGCAGGCCGUCCUGGUCGCUGACCUGGGCCCUACAGGGGGCCCCCGGGACCCCAGCAGGGAGGCCCCCCCGAACCCCCACGGGACGGCACCCCCAGAGAGGGGGGGGCUGCCGGAGACGGCCCGCAGGGGGGGGGAGGAGGAGGAGGAGGAGAAGAAGAAGAAGUGUGUGGAGGUGAUGGAGGAGAAGAGUGUGACGGUGCUGCAGGAGGGGAAGGAGGAGGACGAGGUGCUGGGGGAGGUGAUGGAGGUCCAGGAGAAGGGGGUGGAGGUGCUGGGGGAGGUGAUGGAGGUCCAGGAGAAGGGGGUGACGUGGAUGUAUGAGGAGGUGCAGGAGGAGGACGUGGAGGCCCAGGCGAAGCAGGCGGGUCGGGAGAUCUACUCUCUGGACAUCCCAGACUUCCUCCUGCCGGAGCUCCCGGAGGCAGCCCCAGCUCCCGCCAGAGAAGAGGAGGAUGACGUGGGAAGACCGAAGAGGCGCGGGAAGGCCGGGAAGACCCGGAGCAGGAUGUGGAGGCGGGGGCGCGGCGAGGACAUGCCGGAGGACAUGAAGGCGGAGCCGGAGCUCGCCAAGUACUGGGCCCAGCGCUACCGCCUCUUCUCCCGCUUCGACGAGGGCAUCCGCCUUGACACCGAGGGCUGGUUCUCGGUCACCCCGGAGCGGAUCGCCCACCACAUCGCCCUCCGUGUGAAGGAGAGCUUCGUGGACUCCCACCUGGUCAUCGACGCCUUCUGCGGCGUGGGGGGCAACGCCAUCCAGUUCGCGCUCUCCGGGAAGCGAGUCAUCGGCAUCGACAUCGACGCGUCGCGCCUCGCGCUGGCCCGCCACAACGCCGAGGUGUACGGCGUCGCCGACCGCAUCGACUUCCUGCUCGGCGACUUCCUGCAGCUGGCGCCCGGUCUCCGUGGCGACGUGGUCUUCCUGUCGCCGCCCUGGGGCGGGCCGGACUACCUCACGGCCGAGGUGUUCGACAUCAGGACCAUGAUCCAGCCCGAGGGGUUUGAGAUCUUCAGGCUUUCCAAGCUGAUCACCGACGACAUCGUUUACUUCCUGCCCCGGAAUGCGGACAUGAACCAGAUUGCCUCUCUGGCGGGACCAGGCGGGAGGGUGGAGGUGGAGCAGAACUUCCUGAACAACAAGCUGAAGACCAUCACUGCUUACUUUGGGGGGCUCAUCAAGUCCGAUGGCUGACAGUACCCGGUGUUGAUUUUUUUAAGGCUGUUUUUUUUUUAACAAAUGUUCAAUGGUUGUCAUUUUUUAAAUAGUGUAUCUGAUUUAUAUUUUCAACAAAUAAAACGGUUAUUUUAUAAUGUGCUUUCAGAAGUUUGCGUUCGUAAGGAUCAACGUACACAUUAUGGCAAGGCUUGUUUAUUUGCUAGUCAGAGUCGUCAAAAACCAAAGAAACAGCAGAAUACGAUUUAUGUCGUGGAACAUAUACAGUGACAAGCCGCUUCAGAGAGAAUAGUAGGCCGACGCUCUUGAAAAAUAGGAACGCUAAAUGCAUUGAAAAGAUUUUGAGCGAAAAAAAAACCUUUUUAAAAUAGGAAUCUGUGUAUUGAAAGUAAAAAGUUGUUUGGAAGUAGAUUUAGACACGAGCUGUCAUGUAUUUAAAACUGUUGGGUCAGAAGGAUGAGGUCAGUUCUGUUACAUUGCAUCAUGCCGAGCCAUGGCCUGGUUGCUGAGGCAACCAAAACAAACUGUCAAACCAACACGAAAAUCAUCUUCAGAAAUGUUGUUGAGCGAAGCUGCCCAUAACUACACCCAUAACUAACAGAGAGCACAUCAAGAAAUCAGUACAGGUGGGCUAUACGGCUAACAUAUGUGGUCGACUUAUCGCAGUGUGCAGAAAGUGAGGUGGGCCAUGGUGCAUUUACAGUUUGCUAUUUAUCAGAAGGCUUUUCAAGAUGGCCGCCAUCUUUAAGCCACAUGCUAGUGAUGAAGGUGAAAAUAGCCCAAAACAAGUAUUUUUUUCUUUUUGAAAAUCACAAUUUCUCUUCUACUUCAUGAAACAAAAACAUGAAGUAAAGUAAUUUUGUUUCAGCUUCACAACAUACUGACAAAUUAACUCAAAAGCUAACAUCGAAAGUUGAUUAUCAGACAUCAACCAGUUGUAUUUUGUCCCUCAAAAAUGUAAUGUUAGUGUAAUGCUUUAUUUGUGAUUUCGGGGGUGAUGGGCCCAAACUUCUUAUUUGUUUAACUUAGUCGAGGCUAAGUUUUUAACUAAUCCAACCAGUUUACAAUGAAAAAACCUCAAUGCUUCCAUGAAAGUGAGACAAUAAACUGCCUAGCGUACAUGUAGGAUAUUAAAGAAACCCAGCAAUAACCUCGAACCACCGGAACGACCCCAACUCAGAAACUCAACUGCAGUUUCAGAAACACAACUGCAGUAGCCAGGGCUGUAGCAGUGCGUCUAACUGGUGUAAUGGCUGGG